Messenger RNA from Eriocheir sinensis (Chinese mitten crab), 3155 nucleotides. Its product is annotated as zinc finger CCCH domain-containing protein 18-like. The record is from RefSeq and is a predicted model, not a curated record. NCBI's taxonomy places the organism in Eukaryota, Metazoa, Arthropoda, Malacostraca, Decapoda, Varunidae. The coding region runs from base 183 to 2240 and encodes 685 amino acids. The transcript has 5 exons.
ACCACUCCUCCUCCUCCCUCUUCUUCCUCCUCCUCUUCCUCCCCCUCCCCCCCCUCCACCAGUGACGUCAGAGCUAUGGAGGCUUCGGGGCCGGGGAUCAACUCUUCAUAAUUUAUCGUUUUAAGGAGCCGCGGGCGCCUCUCUGGUCUUCAUAGGGUAAGAGUUAGGUGAAGAGAGUGAGAAUGGUGCGCUCCCCUGCCCGGCGCUCUCCCCGUCCCAGGUCUCCCAGGCCACGGUCACCGCGGCCCAGGUCACCGCGGCCUAAGUCUCCCCGCAGGAAGUCCCCACUGCGGCGUCCGGCAUCACCCAGAAGACGGAGCUUGGAGCGAUCUUCUCGGCGGGGUCCCAGGAGCCCCCCACCCAAGUCUGCAGCGGCCAGUAGUGGCAAUGGUGUGGCCAGCAGUGGGGGAGGGGGAGGGGGCAGUGGACGCAGGCGGAAAGGGAGGCGGAGAUGGAGAGCAGGAAGAGGAGGAGGAGGAGGAGGAGGAGGAGGAGGAGGAGGUGGUGGUGGUGGUGGUGGUGGAGGAGGGGGAGGUGGUGGAAGUGGAGGAGGAGGAGGAGGGGGAAGUGGGCCACCCAUGUCUGGGGGUAUCAAGCAGCCCAUUGCCUCCAUGAGGAUGAGGAUGGAUGACUACCGGCCACCACGUGCUGAGCGGCUGCUGCGGGACCCAAAAGAAGUGGAGCGAGGGCCCAUAGAGCAGGUGGUGGUCCGGGCGCGGCGCGAAGCCUCCACCCGCACCAAGGACACAUUCUGGACCAAGAAGUUGCUGGACGCUGAAGCUACUCAACCAAACAGGUCAAGGAGCAGGUCCCCUCGCUCCCCAAGAAGGUCUCCGCGGCGAUCUCCUCGACGCUCUCCUCUCAGGUCAAAUGCCAGAGUGUCCCCACGGUCCCCGAGGCGGUCUCCAAGACGCUCUCCAAAGCAAGCUCUCAGAAGAAAGAACUCACGGUCUCCCCGCUCUCACGUGCACAAGAGGAAAUAUUCGUCCAGUUACUCCCGGUCAUCAUCCAGCACCAGUGGCUCCUCAUACUCCAGAAGCUACUCCUCAUAUUCACGCUCAUCCUCCGGCUCCUCCUCCUCCUCGUACACCAGCUCCUCCUCCAGUACCUCGGGAUCCAGGCGAAGGCGAUCCUACUCCCCAGCCCCCAGGAGACCCAGAUCCUUCUCAGGGUCCCCAAGGAGGAGGAGAAUGAGCAGGAGGCAGCCACCACCCCCUAAUCCAUCAUCACAAGUAAGAAUGAAACAAGUAACUCACCAGGAAACCACCAAGAAACUGGUCACCAAAACAGUCAGUAAUGUUGUCAUCAAAUCACGAAAUUCCAGCAACAAAGUCCCCAAAAUGAAAAACAAGAUGAAGAUUAAAGAUGGAGAAGGUGUGGUGCGCAGGAAAGCCAGGACUCCUGUCCCCACCACGGUGAGUAAUUAUUACGAUGAGAACAAUGUUGUCGUGGUAGAUGAGUCCACCGAGUACAGGGGCCCAGGCACUCCUCCGCGGGGCCCAGAAGGACGCCACCUACUCGACCCCCAUCACUAUAAGGUUGUGCCGCCUGACCACCCAGACUACCACCGGCCUCCCCCGCCCCCAAGGGAAUCACCAAGAUCGGAAGGUGAAGACACUGACUCUGAAUCAUCUUCGGAGGAUGACGAUGGCCCACGCCGAAUGACCUUGUCGGAGCGGUUUGGGAAGCUGGCACAACUCAGCUCCCAGCGGCAGGAGUACGAAGGAGUGAGGAUGAAGAUAGUGCGGGAAGGAGGUCAGGACAAAAAGGUUUAUCUUGAAACGGGUAGACUUCAAUCAAGGUCUCCUUCCCCGAGUGGCAGGAGCCGGGCCACCCACCCGGCCCAUGAGAGGUGGCUUCAGGAGCACCAGGCAGAAUACCGGGAGUACCAGGAGCGCUACGGAGAAAUAAGGCAGUGGGACCCCCAUCGUGACCUGCCCCGGGAACUGCCACAGAACUGGGAUGACGUACAUGUGAGGUACCGGUAUUACAAGGAGUCCGGUUACUUUGGGGACAGAUCCAUCACACUGGAUGACUACCUCAAGUGGGAGCAGUGGUGGUACCGCUACCGGGACUGGCUGGAGAAGUAUGGAGGCACCCAAGAAAUCGAGGAGAGAGAUUGGCAGUACCGCGCUUCCAGUUAUGAAUAUGAGACCCGCGGUGCCUCCUCGGGGCAGGGCCGGUGGGCACGGAGGGAGCCGUCACGUGAAGCUGACGACAGGAAAAGAAGAAGAUAUUAGCUAUUGACACUUUACCUGUAAUAUAAUUCAUAUUUUGUUUUCGUAGUCUUUUAAUUUAAAGUAAAUACGAUAAUUAUUAACUCUAAAAUAUUUAUGUGCGUACAUGUAAUGAGCAGCAACAAAGGUUAGAGGGAGGGAGUGCAUUAAGCUUGAGCUAUCUACAUCAUACAUCAAUUAUUUAUUAAAUAUGAACUUUGCUGGGAGCCUGGUGAAAGAGAUUGUGUACUAUUUGGUAAUUUAAUUUCUCAGACUUACUUUCUUUGACUCAAGAUAUCUGACACAGACUUUAUUUGUGUUUCAUAAUAGCAGAAGUAUGCAAUUUGUUUUCAUAUGUCUCAUAAUACUGUUUUUGCAAUAAAAAAUGUUAAAGAUCCUAAAAAAGAUUGUAUGUGUCUCAUAUUUUGUUAUAGGUGUUGACUAUAUUCUAUUUCUCAAUGCUUAUGUCACUAAUACUUCUGCAUUGGUGUUUCAGGUAGAAUGCUUGUACCCGAAAUGUUUACAGCUUGUCAUUUUGGAUGGUAGAGUGUUUAUUAUAUGACAAAUGUAUAUGGUGAAUGCAUAAGUUUAAAAUAUUUUAUGAAUUUUCCAACACCUUUAAAUUAUAUAUAUGUCGAUAUUUUAUUGACUUGUGGUAAAUUUGCCAGUAAUUUUAGUGAAUAGUUUGCAUCAGUUUCAGUAUCGUUCCCAGGUAUUUUUAUCAUCACUAAUCUCUAGUGUUAAGAGCUGGGUCUGGUGAGCCAGGAAGGAGACACCUGUGACAGCCUUGGGCCUGCCAGGGAUGGGAGGGGCCUGGCUAAGUCCAUGGCUUUGUGGCUGGUAACAGUUGGCAUCAGAUGUGUGGCAGAUUAUUUAAUAUAGCUAUUUAUAUUAUGUAAAGAGUCACCUUGUCAUAUGAGACAAGAAAAGUUUUUUAUA